Dictyostelium discoideum AX4 is the source of this 312-nucleotide messenger RNA. RefSeq lists its product as hypothetical. NCBI's taxonomy places the organism in Eukaryota, Evosea, Eumycetozoa, Dictyosteliales, Dictyosteliaceae. The record is from RefSeq and is a predicted model, not a curated record. The coding region runs from base 1 to 312 and encodes 103 amino acids. The transcript is spliced from 3 exons.
AUGAAUAGAGGAUUUAGUUUUUCGACAAAAGUGGCAACAUCUUUAAAUAGAUGUAAUAAUAGAAGUAAUAAUAUAUCACAAUCUGUAUCAUAUAAUUUUAUAAAUAAACCAACAACUACAACAUCAUCAACAACUUCAGCAUCAACCACUUCUCAACCAUCUUUUUCAUUACCAACCUCUUGCAAUUCAAAUUCGCCUCAAUCAAAUUUAAAUAGUUUUAGAACAAAGUCACAAACAAUUAGUAAAUUUAGUUCAAAUUUAUUAGGUACAGCUUUAUUCGAAUUUCAAGCUUUUCUCAUUGAUGAUACCUAA